AGCCCCUUGAGAUUUUACGGUCUUCACAAACCGGUAUGCAUGUGGGUGUGGUUGGGCUCGGUGGGCUAGGUCAUGUAGCUGUAAAGUUUGCAAAAGCUAUGGGGGCCAAGGUGACAGUUAUUAGCACCUCACCCAACAAGAAACAAGAAGCCCUCGAGCAUCUUGGUGCCCACUCAUUUUUGGUUAGCCGUGAUCAGGAUCAGAUGCAGGCUGCAAUGGGCACAAUGGAUGGUGUAAUUGACACGGUGUCGGCCAUGCAUCCUAUCUUGCCUUUGAUUAGUCUAUUGAAGACUCAAGGAAAGCUGCUUUUGGUUGGUGCGCCUGCGAAACCACUUGAGCUACCAGUGUUUCCUUUGAUCGUGGGCAUGAAGAAAAAUAGUGGUGGGAGUGCUGGUGGAGGAAUGCAGGAAACACAAGAGAUGAUUGAUUUUGCUGCCAAGAACAACAUAACAGCAGAUAUCGAGUUGAUUUCAAUGGAUUAUGUGAACACUGCCAUGGAGCGGCUAUUGAAAACUGAUGUUAGGUAUCGAUUUGUCAUUGAUAUUGGCAACACAAUGAAAAAUUGAAUUAUCUCCCCCAUAAAUAUUGCAAGAAUAAAAUGCAUGUAAUAUGAGAAUUCAUGAGCUUGAAUCAUCUUCAGUUUUUGGUACUCUUUAAGCACCUCUUAAUUUAUAUAAACAGAUCAAUGUAGAGUACAA
Messenger RNA from Populus nigra (black poplar), 698 nucleotides. Its product is annotated as probable mannitol dehydrogenase. The transcript is spliced from 4 exons. Gene Ontology annotation, biological process: lignin biosynthetic process. Gene Ontology annotation, molecular function: cinnamyl-alcohol dehydrogenase activity. The record is from RefSeq and is a predicted model, not a curated record. The coding region runs from base 36 to 566 and encodes 176 amino acids. NCBI's taxonomy places the organism in Eukaryota, Viridiplantae, Streptophyta, Magnoliopsida, Malpighiales, Salicaceae.